Messenger RNA from Laetiporus sulphureus 93-53, 1765 nucleotides. RefSeq names its product TMS membrane protein/tumor differentially expressed protein. The coding region runs from base 67 to 1542 and encodes 491 amino acids. The transcript is spliced from 9 exons. Gene Ontology annotation, cellular component: membrane. Lineage: Eukaryota; Fungi; Basidiomycota; Agaricomycetes; Polyporales; Laetiporaceae. The record is from RefSeq and is a predicted model, not a curated record.
CGCAGUCCAGUCUGCAACGUCCUCCAUCCUACCAUCAUUCUUGUAACAUAUCGUGCACCAUCCGCGAUGGGCAUUCUGUUCUCUAUCCCCUUAGCAGGCGUUUUUGGGACGGUAGCGUCCUCAUGCAUAGCAGGCCUAGCGUUCUGCUUCACCUCGACCGCCGCGUCGAUGUUCUUCAAGUCUUGUAAUUGUAACUCAUCUAUUGCGACCCGUGUUGGCUUCGCCAUCAUAUUCUGUCUGGACUCGAUGCUUGCAUGGCUUAUGAAGACGCCUUUAGCGAUACAGACAAUUGAAAAGUGGAGUCAUGGGUAUUUAGAGAUGGAUUGCGAGGGAGGGAAGUGUUAUGGUGUUCUUGCAGUGCAUAGAAUAUGCUUUGCCCUUUCGCUCUUCCAUUUCAUCCUCGGCGCCCUCCUCAUAGGUGUUAAGGACACUAAAGACAAGCGUGCCUCGAUUCAGAACGGUUGGUGGGGACCCAAAGUGUUGCUCUGGCUCAUCCUCCUGGUUGUCUCCUUCUUUAUUCCGAACCCUUUCUUCAUGUUCUGGGGCAACUACAUCUCCAUGGUCGGCGCCACCGUCUUCAUCCUCCUCGGGCUAGUCCUCCUCGUCGACUUUGCACAUUCCUGGUCCGAGACCUGCCUCGAGAACUGGGAGAACUCCAACUCAAAUCUCUGGCAGUGGAUCCUUAUCGGCUCGACCGCGGGCAUGUACGCUGCAGCGAUCGCAGUGACGGGCGUGCUCUACGCAUUCUUUGCCGACAGCGGGUGCACGCUGAACCGCUUCUUCAUCUCGACCAACCUCGCACUGUGUGUACUCACCACGCUCAUGUGCAUCCAUCCGAAGGUACAGGAGCAUAAUCCGCGCUCGGGCCUCGCUCAGGCGAGCAUGGUCGCUGUGUAUUGCACGUACCUCGUCAUGUCUGCAGUGGGCAACCACGAGCAUGCGACGUGCAACCCGCUGCGCCGCGGCGGGCUUGGGGCGGGUACGCGCAACACAACUGUCGUGUUGGGUGCGUUGUUCACGUUCCUGGCGAUCGCGUAUUCGACCAGCCGUGCGGCGACGCAGAGCCGGGCUUUGGUCGGGAAUGGCAAGAAGGGCGGUGCGGUGCAGUUGCCGAUUGAUGAUGAUGGGCAUGCCGAGAUGGGUGUGGUCAACACGCAGCCGAACCGUACGGAGACGCCAAGGUAUCAAGCUCUGCUUGCUGCGGUCGAAGCCGGAGCCAUCCCUGCCUCUGCGCUUGAUGAGGAGGAAGAUGAGGACGAGGACGAGAUUGUUGGAGAGACGCGUGAUGACGAACGGACCGGGACACGGUACAACUACUCUUGGUUCCAUCUCAUCUUCGCCAUCGGCGCUAUGUACGUCGCAAUGUUGCUCACGGAUUGGAACGUCGUGAAGGAGAAUCACAACGGCGACGAUGAUGUGUAUAUCGGCCGCUCUGAAGUUGCGAUGUGGAUGCGGAUCGUGUCGAGCUGGUUCUGCAUGCUCCUGUAUAUGUGGAGCUUGAUCGCGCCGGUGCUCAUGCCUGAUAGGUUUGAGGACCUGUGACAAGUGUCUGAAUGCUAUUCUCGGACUAUGUGUUUGCGAUGUAAUGAGUUUGUUAUUUGUAUUAUUGCCUACCAUUGGAGCCCUAUAUCUGUAUGCUCUCUUGAGAUACAGUGAAGUUCGUGCGAAUCCAGUAUUACUGCUCCUGAUCUUCGAGCUGGCUACGGAUGUUGCAGAUAGAAAGCCGUAGAAAACGUCCGUCAUAUACUGAUUGAGGGAUCGACGC